AGCACGCUCACCAGCAACCGAUCCUUCAGGGGUGUGUGAGGGAGACACAGCAGAGAAGGGAAAACCUGAGGGCAGAAGGUGAGCUGGAGGCACCAUGGCGAGAUGAGGACUGGAUGGAUGAGACAUCAGAAAGAAGAUAGAGGCGUGGGCUCGAAUACCUGACAGACCACCGGAAGGAUAAGCUGCUCCAUCUGUCUGCUCUGAAUUUCAUCCUGAGCACAGUGACAGAAGCGAUGUGACUCCAAACAGAGCUCAGACUUUUUUGCUGGCAUGCCCCCCCACAGCUUUUCAUGCUAUUACCUUAAUCAUUUGAUCUGAGAAUGCUGGAAGCAGUGAAUGACUUCCAGGGACAGAGCUUCAACAAGCUGAGGCGCUCCUGCCUGCGUCGAGGAGCGCUCUUUAAAGACCCAUUGUUUCCCGCCACCAACCAAUCCUUAUUCUAUAAGAGGGCACCCCCACCUGGAGUGACUUGGAAGAGGCCGAAGGAAAUAUGCAAAGACCCUCGUUUGUUUGUGGAUGGUAUCAGCACUCGUGACUUGCACCAAGGCAGUCUGGGUAACUGCUGGAUGGUGGCAGCCAUUUCCUGCCUGGCAUCUGAGCCGUCAUUGUGGAAGAAGGUCAUUCCUGACCACGUGGAUCAGGAAUGGAACCCAAAGCGCCCAGACUUGUAUGCAGGGAUCUUCCAUUUUAGGUUUUGGCGCUUUGGAAAUUGGGUGGAUGUUGUGGUGGAUGACCGUUUGCCGGUCAAUCAGGAUGGAGUCCUGCUCUUCUGUCGCUCAGCAACACCAAGAGAGUUUUGGAGCGCUCUGUUGGAGAAAGCCUACGCCAAAUUAAAUGGCUGCUAUGAGGCUUUAGAGGGAGGAAACACUGCAGAGGCCCUCAUCGACUUCACUGGAGGGGUUUCAGAGCCUCUCAGCCUGGACUGUGAGGCCCUCAGCAUGCACAGAGAGCAGAGGAAGGCACUCUUCCAGACAUUAGCUAAAGUCCAUGAGCACAAAUCCCUCAUCACCUGUUCCAUCCGGCCAGCAGAGGGGGAGACAGUGGAGUCGGUGUUGGACUGUGGGCUCGUACGUGGGCAUGCCUAUGGCAUCACAGCAGUGAGGAAGGUGAGGCUGGGGGAGAAUCUGCUGAGGACAGACGGGACGUCCCGUCUCUUUAUGGUGCGCAUGAGGAACCCGUGGGGGACCACGGACUGGAAGGGGGCCUGGAGUCAGGGGUCAGAGCAGUGGCAGCAGCUGAGCCGUGCAGAGAGGGAAAAGAUGGGGAUUGUUGUCCGAGAUGUUGGGGAGUUCUGGAUGGAUUUCCAGGACUUCUGCUGCUACUUUACUGACGUGGUGGUGUGCAGGCUGGUGCAAAGGACUCUGCUGUGGCCGAGCUCUCAUUGGAGAGAAACUCAAAGCUAUGGGGAGUGGGCUUCAGCUCCAGCUGCUCCCACCACAGCACCUACUGCCAUUAAGAGGUACAGCAGCACCACUCUGAAUCUAAAUACGAUUAACAACAGGCCUGGAGGGACCAAGCAGAGAGGGAAUGAUGUAAGGGAUGAAGGAAGGAAAAGAGAAGAGGAGAUUGACAGGAAGAGUCGAUGUGGGGGAUGUAUCAACCACAGGGACACCUUUCUGCACAAUCCACAGUUCAUGUUUGAGGUGCAGAGGAAGGAAGAAGAGGUGCUGAUCUGUCUGCAGCAGCAGGAUAGGAGGGUCUUAAAGAAAAAUGGGGGAGGAGAAAACCUGCCCAUAGGCUUUGAGGUGCUAAAGGUGGAGGUAAACCGCUGCAGCAGGGUGCAGCAUUUGGUGGAGCAGGCAGCCAGCUCCAUCUACAUGGACUCCCGCAGCGUGACUCUCAGAGGAACUUUGACCCCGGGUCGAUACGUGGUGCUGCCAACCACCUUCCUGCCAGGCGAUACUGGACGCUUCCUGCUGAGGCUAUUCUCACACUCUCGUGUCCAACUCAGGGAACUGAAGAACGACCUGCCAUUGCCAUCAUUGUUCCAGUGUUUUCUACCUCAGCAUGCAGUAGUCACCACAGUCCAUCUCCGAAAAGCAUCUGGACUCAGAGCCCCCAAACAGACAGCUCCAGAUGUUUACGCUGUGGUGCGAUGUGAGGGCGACGUUGUCAGGACACGAGUGUUCAAAGAGGAUGGAAACCCCGAAUUCAACCUCCGAGCCAUCUUCUACAGAAGAUACCCUGACACUAACAUUGCUGUCGAGUUAUGGAGCAGAGGUGUGCUGUGGGACUCUCUACUCGGAGAAGCCCGACUCCAGACGACGGAAUCCGAGAAGAGCCGGAGCCUUGUGAUUGACCUGCGUGGUGGGCGGAUGGGUUUCAGACCAAGGGGCUGCAUCCAUUUGGAGACUUCCACCAGCAUCUGCCUCACAGACUUGUGACAACAUCUUCAGCGUUCCCAUGGUAGUACCAAGAUCAGCUGCGUGGACGAAGAAGCAAAUAUAAAGAAAAAGUAUCUGUCAGGGAAAUUAAAUAUACAGUAGUGAACCCUUU
This is a messenger RNA of Cyprinodon tularosa, 2496 nucleotides long. RefSeq names its product calpain-5-like. Gene Ontology annotation, biological process: proteolysis. Gene Ontology annotation, molecular function: calcium-dependent cysteine-type endopeptidase activity. Gene Ontology annotation, cellular component: cytoplasm. The transcript is spliced from 14 exons. The record is from RefSeq and is a predicted model, not a curated record. Bases 321 to 2384 code for a protein of 687 amino acids. NCBI's taxonomy places the organism in Eukaryota, Metazoa, Chordata, Actinopteri, Cyprinodontiformes, Cyprinodontidae.